GAGAAUUCAGUACGUGAAGUCUCAGUAUUCAGACACACAAGUAUCUCUGAACCAUUCUGGACAGCUUCGUCAUGGUGGGACUGGUGUUGUUCAUCGUUUUCAUCACAGGUUCCUUUCACGAGAUUCAAAUUCAAGCUCUUCUUCAACCUAAACUGGUAGUGAGUAGACCGGUGAUCACAGAGACAGACACAGUCACACUGGACUGUCAGUGUCCACCUGAUGCGAUUCAGUGUUAUUUCUACACUGACGUAGAAGAAACCAAAAUCUCCUCAUGUCAGAAGACACUGUCAGGGAGCGAGCUGCUGCUGAUGGCAGGUCAGAGUUCCCCCGCUGAGGUUGAAGUGAGAUGUUUUUACACUGUAAGGUCUGGAGAUACACAUCCUCCGUCUCCACACAGCGAAAUAUCCGCCAUCACCAUACACAAAACUGUGGAAAUCGAGUCACACACGAUGCAAACUACGCAAUUUCCUAUGACCUCAGGACCUCCUACUUCAACUCCUGUAACGUCUAUAAAAGGUCUGACUGUCAGCACAUCGAGGAACACUAGGGAACAUGCUAUUUUUUCUUCGCCAACGCCAGGGAAACCGGGACCUCCUACUUCAACUCCUGUAACGUCUAUAAAAGGUCUGACUGUCAGUACAAGGAACCCUAUGGGAAAUGUUAUUUCUACUCUACGAACGCCAGUGAAAGUAGCAUCAGUUCUGACUGUCACCACAUCGAGGAACGCUAAGGAACAUGUUAGCACUUCGUCGCCAACGCCAGGGAAACCAGACAUGAGGAUGUGGACACUGAGGGCACUGGCAGUUACAGCUGUUUUUGCAGUCACUGUGGGUUUCAUCUCACUGGGACUGACCUUUCUCUGCACCACUAGAAAAAUUGGUACCGAGAAACCGAAAAGACAAGAGCCUCAAAAUGAACAAUCGGUCAUUUACCACCAGUACGACACCAUCUCCGAGGAGCCGCCUGCAUCAGCCCCAAACAACAUGGUGUACAGCACCCUGCAGCCGAUUUAGAGGAAGACACAGGAGACUGCCCAAAGAUUUGUUUUUAAACCAUGUGUAAUUUUAGCCUCGUCUAUCAAACAGCAUUUUAUGAUCUAAUACUGAGAGAAAAUGAUGUGGUUAAUGCACGUGGUCUGGUGUUAAUCUGUAAACUGACAGGAAACUGCUGAGUCUCUGCUGGCUGUCUCUUUUUCUGUCAGAGAGGGACCAGCAGGUCGAGGUUGAGGGGUGUCACUCUGAACCUUAUUGAUUACUGAUUACUGCAUGCUACCUGAACAGGCACCUGCUGGGAUCUUCAUAAACAAAUCGAAGUGUUUGAUUUGACUUUCCUUAAAUAACUUUCAGUUUAGUUUUUUUUUUCUUCCGUAGAUUAAGGGCAGAGGAUUUGCACCUUGUUAAUCCCUAUGAGGCAAAUUGUGAUGUGUGAAUAUGGGCUAUGCAAAUAAAAUUUGAUUGAUGAAUAAA
This is a messenger RNA of Hippoglossus stenolepis (Pacific halibut), 1466 nucleotides long. RefSeq lists its product as uncharacterized. The transcript is spliced from 12 exons. NCBI's taxonomy places the organism in Eukaryota, Metazoa, Chordata, Actinopteri, Pleuronectiformes, Pleuronectidae. The coding region runs from base 72 to 1013 and encodes 313 amino acids. The record is from RefSeq and is a predicted model, not a curated record.